Linum trigynum is the source of this 2940-nucleotide messenger RNA. NCBI's taxonomy places the organism in Eukaryota, Viridiplantae, Streptophyta, Magnoliopsida, Malpighiales, Linaceae. The record is from the annotation of a GenBank genome assembly.
UAAAUCACAAUUCCAACAUAAAAUACUCUUCGGUACACUUUUCUAACACAACUUCCGAUAUUAUUUUUCAAUUCUUCAAAAAAAGUAACAAUCCUUCACAUUUUCUUCAUUUAAACUUCGUACGGUAACUUCAUCAAUACAGUCAUUUUUAUACGGACAAAAAGGAAAAAGCAUUUCUUUAAUUCCAUUUCUUUAUUGUGAGCCUCAAGAUUCCUCUGUAUAAAAUGCCUCUUCUUCUUUCUCCUCCUCCUCCUCCUCCUCCCAUUUCAUAUCUCCCUCUUUCCGCAGAAAUCCCUUGCUCUUGCUCUUUACCCCCCUCCUCCUCCUUCUCCAUCGCCAUUCUCAAGAUCCACUGAAAUCCGUCCUUGCUUUUAUCCCCCACCCCAUCUCGCAGCCAAACAACCAAUCAAUCACGAGAAGAGAUGAAAUCUCGGCGCCUAUUGCCGGACAGAUCCUGGAUCCUCGCCGUGGUAAUGGCCGGCCUGGUCUUCGCCGGGGUCCUAAUCGGAAGCUUCAUCCGCUCCACCGACAACUCCUUCAUCUGCUCCCUCGCAAGCAAGAAGUUCCGCGCCGCCGCCGAGUACGCCUCCACACCGGCCCAGCUCCAGGCAAUCGUCCACUACGCCACCUCCCGGACCACGCCGCAGCAGAACAUCGACGAGAUCUCCAUAACCCUCGACGUCUUCCGCAGCCGCUCUUUCGCCCCUGCCAAUUUCCUCGUCUUUGGCCUCGGAUUCGAUUCCCUGAUGUGGAGCGCUCUCAACCCUAAGGGGAAAACCAUCUUCCUCGAAGAAGAUCCCUCCUGGGUGAAAUCCGUGCUCAAGGACGCGCCCUUGCUCCACGCGCACACCGUCCAGUACCGCACCCAGCUCAAGGAAGCCGACGGCCUCCUCAAUUCGUACAGGAAGGAGCCGAUGUGCUCCCCGGCGAAGGCCUCUCUCGACGGCAACUACGCCUGCCCGCUGGCCCUGACCGGGCUGCCCGACGAGGUGUACUCUACGGAGUGGGACCUGAUCAUGAUCGACGCGCCGCGUGGGUAUUUCCCCGAGGCGCCGGGGAGGAUGGCCGCGAUAUUCUCCGCGGCGGUGAUGGCGAGGGCGAGGAAAGGACCCGGCGUGACGCACGUGUUUUUACACGAUGUGGAUCGGAAGGUGGAGAAGACGUUUGCGGAGGAGUUCCUGUGCCGGAAGUACCUGGUGAAGGGCGUCGGGCGGCUGUGGCAUUUUGAGAUCCCGCCGGCGGCGAAUAUGACCGGACAGGACGAAAACUCGUGGUUUUGUUAGAAGCGGAAAGGACAACGAUACCGUUUUGUCGUUAACCCCGGCGGAUAUUAAGAUUUUUGUGUGUGCAUUUAUUAAUUAUAUUUAUUAUCCUCUCUGGGUUCCGCCCGCAGAUCUAGUUUAGUGAUAGUAAUUAAAGUUUCUGAAAGGUGGAUGUGAGACAGUGCACACAGGUCAGAUAUUAUUUACUAGUAAUAAUUAAUUAAUAUAUUUCCCUAUUUACAUUUUCAAGCUUUGGGUGGAGUUUUUAUUUUCAACGGGAAAAUGAGGAAGGAAAAAAAGAAAAAGAAAAAGAAAGAUGAGAAUUUGAAUAAUAAAAUACUUCUUUAGUUUGUCCCUCCAUUUUUAGACAAAUAAGAAGAUAAUAGAUAUGGCAGUCGCAAUAUGAUUAUUCAACAUGUUAAAAUGUCGUUUCUUUGAGAAGUCAUCAAAUUUGGAUGCUCACUUUUUUUUGGGUUGAGCAACAAGAGUUUGUUAUAACCAUAUAUUUAGGAAAGAAAAAGAAAAUGCAAUGAGACAUGGUAUGGUAUGUAUUUAGGAAAGAAAAAGAAAAGACAUGGUAUGGUUCGCCACGUUGCAGAGUUGUAACGAGUCUAAUUUGGGCCGCCGUACAAGACUUUUCAAAAAAAUCAUGAUGACGGGCGGUGGAUAUUUGAAAAGUUGAUAUUGUUGUUAUUAAAUUGGGGAUCUGGGGGGGCGGAGGAGAGAGAUUGAAGAAAAAGAACGCAAUGCAAUUGCAAAUGCAAUGGGUGUGAAGUGGAGCAAUGGCGGAGUGCCAAUUCCACACCGUCGUCGUUUGCGGAGACAGACAGGUGUAGCGCUGCCAAAGGUUGAUAUAUUCCUGCGCUGGGCUGGGCCUGACAUGAUUUAUUUCGUGAGAGUCCACUUGUGUCCCCCAUCCCAUUCCGCAAUAGAAUAAAAUUAUGGGGUUUGGCAUUAACAAUUGUUUUUUUUCCUCCAUUGUGGAUGAUGAUAAUUGGAGUACGACGUGGUUGGUUACAAUACGCUCGAAAACGGUGUGAUCUGGUUCAAAUCGGACCAUAUAUACAGUUUACGGUUCAUAUCGAAAGGUUGGACCACAAAUUAGAUCACAAACUAUAUGAUCAAGAUCAGACCAUAUUUGUGCGAUCUGGUCCGGUACGGUGUGACCUAGAUAGACCACACUGUACGAAAAAUGAACAAGUUUAUUAGUCUAAUUACACAAAAUAUUGAAGGUCGUUUGGAUGGAGUAUUUGUAUGAGUUAUUUGGGUUCAAAUAACUCGCAAUGAGUUAUUUGAACACAAAUAACUCGUUUGGUAGUGUUUUACUGAAUGAGUUAUUUGGACAGUGAGUUAUUUACAAAUAACACAAAACACGUUAUUUGAAAUAACUCAUACCCAUGUGUUAUUUCAAAAUAAUUAAUUUUGCCACUCUACUUUUAUCAAAUACCACAUGUAAAAUACCACAUUUGCAUGGUUAAACCAAACGAGAUACUUUAUUUUAAUUACCAGUAAAAUACCAUAUGAACAAUAAAUAAGUUAUUUGACUCCACAAAUACCACAUUGACAAUUAAUUCAUCCAAACGAUACUAAAUUAUGGAUUUUUGCAAUAACAAUGACUUCUUUUGUUCAUUGUGUUUGAACGUGGUGAAUAACAUAAGAAUGAAUGAAUAAAUGAAUG